Gracilinanus agilis (Agile Gracile Mouse Opossum) is the source of this 1426-nucleotide messenger RNA. RefSeq names its product DnaJ heat shock protein family (Hsp40) member C9 (gene DNAJC9). Gene Ontology annotation, molecular function: heat shock protein binding. The coding region runs from base 86 to 865 and encodes 259 amino acids. The transcript is spliced from 5 exons. The record is from RefSeq and is a predicted model, not a curated record. Gene Ontology annotation, cellular component: cytoplasm; nucleus. NCBI's taxonomy places the organism in Eukaryota, Metazoa, Chordata, Mammalia, Didelphimorphia, Didelphidae.
CCUUUUCGCGCGGGAAAAGAAAGUUCACAGCUGCGAGAAGUCUAUAGACCUUGGUCCCUUGGGCCGGGCGGCGGCGGGGGCGGUGAUGGGGCUCCUGGAACGCUGCAAGGAAGAGUUUGGCACCGCUGACCUGUACGAGGUGCUGGGCGUGCGGCGGGAGGCAUCGGACGGCGAGAUCCGGCGCGGCUACCACAGGGUGUCCCUGAAGGUGCACCCGGACCGCGUGGGUCAGGCUGGCCAGGAGGUGGCUACUCGGCAGUUCCAGAUCCUUGGGAAGGUCUAUUCAGUCCUGAGCGACCGGGAGAGACGGACAGUGUACGAUGAGCAAGGGACUGUGGACGAGGAGGCGGACGGGCUCAGCCAGGAUCGGGACUGGCUGGCCUACUGGAGGCUGCUCUUCAAAAAGAUAACGUUAGAGGACAUUAAGAACUUCGAAGAGAAGUACAUUGGUUCUGAGGAAGAGCUGACUGAUAUUAAACAAGCCUAUAUGGACUUCGAGGGCGAUAUGGACCAAAUCAUGGAGUCUGUAUUAUGUGCAGAAUACACUGCUGAACCCAGAAUACGGAGCAUCAUACAACAGGCCAUUGAUUCUGGAGAAGUUCCAUCUUAUAAAGCUUUUCUCAAAGAGUCAAAACAAAAAAUAAAUGCAAGAAAAAGGAGGGCUCAAGAAGAGGCCAGAGAGGCAGAAAAGGCCAGAAAGGAGCUGGGCCUGGGGGAGGGAUCAGGUGACCUAAAAGCACUCAUACAGAGCAGACAAAAGGAUCGGGAAAAAGAAAUGGACAGUUUUCUGGCCCAGAUGGAAGCAAAGUAUUGCAGCUCUUCCAAAAAAGGGAAAAAAACAACUGACAAGAAAGGAAAGAAAUAAUGAAGUGGAUAGUUUUGUUUCUUCAGUGGGCCUUCUGUUUAAUUGGCUUUUACCUACCUAUCUAGAUAAAAUUGGUAAAACCUUUAUUACUGAGAAAAAUAGUCCCUUCUGACCUGGACUAUCCAGAUCAGUGACUGUCUCAUAAGUAAAUCAUUCAGCAGUUCUCCAGCCCACUUUCAUGUUAUAGGUACACUCUUAAAGUGUUUGCUGGCACUUACCUAUCGUUUCUAUGAAAUUUCCCUACUGGAAGAAUUUUCUUUUCAGAGAAUGUUUUCAUGUGUCUUACACAAAAGGAACUCUAGGUAAAUUAUGUCAAGAAAAGAUCGAAACUUUAGCAGAAUUCACUUGACAGGUAAUAAUGCUCUUAACCACCAAACUACUUACUGGUGGGGAACCUGAAAUUCUUAAAGAACUAGCGAACCGCUUUGUUCUCAAUGUUUCCUGGCCAGGUUUGUUUUCAUUUGUUAAUAGUGAACAAGAUUUGUUUUAUAUUUUGCACUAUUUGGUGUUGGCAAGUAUUUAAUGAAUUUUUGUAAAACAAAAUAAUAAACUAAUAAAAUA